AUGAUCAUGGAAGUGCAGAUGGCCAUCUUCACCAACAUGCUGGGCAUGUUCCUCUUCCUGCUUCUGCUCCUCUAUGACUACGUGGUGAUCAAUAACUCCAAGAAGCAGGAGUGAGGUGGCACGGCCCCGCUGCAGAUGGCUCUGUGCUCGAGAGGAGCAUUUUCAUACUUGUCUCUUCUGCUUGCUGAGAGCUGAGGAUGCCACAAGCCUGAGCCCAGGAAUGGCCCUUAAGGGAUGCAGAAGUGCCUGCCACCAGGAUGAAAAGUCAAAAAGGGAUUGGGAAGAAGCUCCUCCAAGGUUGAGGGGUUUAGGCCCCUAUUAAA
Messenger RNA from Phascolarctos cinereus (koala), 323 nucleotides. Its product is annotated as dolichyl-diphosphooligosaccharide--protein glycosyltransferase subunit 4-like. The record is from RefSeq and is a predicted model, not a curated record. NCBI's taxonomy places the organism in Eukaryota, Metazoa, Chordata, Mammalia, Diprotodontia, Phascolarctidae.